Molecule: messenger RNA, 4139 nt
Organism: Tigriopus californicus
Lineage: Eukaryota; Metazoa; Arthropoda; Copepoda; Harpacticoida; Harpacticidae
Product: D(1)-like dopamine receptor
Exons: 7
Coding region: 482-2596 (704 amino acids)
Biological process (GO): G protein-coupled receptor signaling pathway
Cellular component (GO): membrane
Molecular function (GO): neuropeptide Y receptor activity
Source: RefSeq, a predicted model, not a curated record
AGUACCUCAAGGAACCUGCUUGUGAAUUGAGCAAGGAGCGGUCAGACAUUACCAAUUAAAAAUCAGUUAUGAUUCAGUGAAAUUAUGCGUCUCAGUGCGGUGAAUUGGUGAAGAGUUAUUAUGAAGUGAUGGAACCGAGCUUAAGCUCAAGCCAUGAGAACGAGACAAUGGGUCUCAAGCGCACUGUCUUCAGACUGAGAGCUAGGCCACCGCUCACUUGUUUGGAAAAAAUUCGCCUCCUUCCACUUGGCACACUCAUCACUCUUCAUUGAUCAAGGACCAACUGUCCUUUGGUGGGAACGCGACGAACUAAUUGAGGGCCAAACUGCUGCCAUUUCUCACCUUAUCUAUCCUCUUGAGUCUGGAACGCUCAUGACCACAUUUGGUCGACUACAUGCUUCAUUACUUCUUGGCUUUGCACGCUGACGAACCAGUGGAGACUUGAAAAAAGCGGGGAAUAUAAGGCACGUGGUGCCAAAGUAUGAACGGUAGCAUGAGCGCUAUUGAUUUGAGUGACCUAGCCGAGGGUCCCAAUCGAAUCUUCUUCAAUAACAUCUUUGAUCAAGACAUCAAUAUCUCACAACUGAACUUGGAGGAUCUCUUGCGCAAUGGGACGGAUCAGGGUAUUGGCAAGGUUUUAGACGACUUCACGGAGGACUUCACCAAAGGAGACGACCAAGUGUCACCUUUGGUAUUCUACCUCUUGAGUAUUCUCUACGGCAUUGUGAUUAUGAUUGGUAUCUCGGGGAAUGUCAUGAUAUUGUACGCAAUCAUGAGCAGAGGAGCCCUCAGAACAGCACGCAACUUCUUCAUUAUCAUCCUGGCACUCUCGGAUCUUCUAUUGUGCGUGAUGACCAUGCCCCUAACCCUGUGGGACGUGUUGAGUCGGAAGUGGCCGUUUGGUGAGGAUUUAGAAUGGCUGUGUCAGCUGGCCCAUUCCUGUCAAGGCACACCAGUCUUCAUGUCUUCCAUGGCAAUUGUUGCAAUCGCCGCCGACCGUUACCGUUGUAUCAUGCAACCUGAGCGACCUCAAUUCAGUACCAACACCUCCAUUUACCUCUCCAUUUUUAUGGGCGUGUUUGCCAUGAUCCUCUCGCUUCCAAUGUUCUUCACAGCUCGGGUCCGCACACUGGUAAUCUUUCCCAAUGGAUUGGAUAUGGAAAACAUCUUUAUCUGCCAAGAUACGUGGGAAGGCAGUUCCAAAGUGGUUUAUACGAUUGUGUCCUCCUGUGCUCAAUUCCUACUCCCCUUCAGCGUGGUCAUCGCGAUUUAUUUGUCUAUAUUUUUCAAGCUCAGAAAUAGACCUCGGAGUCAGCAUGCGGAAAACAAUAACAAGCGACGACGAGCCAAUAUGAUGAUCAUCGCGAUAACGUUGAUCUUUUUCGUGUCCUGGCUGCCCCUCAACUUGUUCAGCUUCAUGAUCGAGAUAUUCCCUCACGUCAUUCGAAAGUACAUCGAAGGCUCCGAGACCGUGAUCUACUCGCUGCUUCAUCUCUUCGGCCUUUGCAACGCUUGCAUCAACCCCAUUCUUUAUGGCUACCUCAAUGAGAACUUUCGGAAGGAGUAUAAGAAGAUUUAUAGGCAAAUGCCUUGGUACUCGACCAGCAGCCAUCACCAACCGGCCUUCCAUCUCCACAUAGUUACCCCGCAACAACACGAGAUGAUCACCCAGACUGGUCUCGAGGGAGGUUGUUGUAACAAUAAUAACUCGUCCACUCAUUUACAUGGAGGAGCUGAGGGCAAACCCUGCUUGGUCAUUACUUCCACGGAUCCGAUGACGAUCAACCCGUCUCAGGCCGCCUCAUCCAUUCUUCAGGCAGCGCGAAGACUUUCCUUGGCUGUGAUUGCGCCUCUUCAAAACGACCCCGAGGCCACUCUUGAAGGUCGAUCCACGAAACGACACAUGACUUUGGACGGCCUUGGUGAGGUGUCGGUGGAAACUGCGUUCAUCUCACAUAACUCUCUUUUGGAGACCAAACACCUGACCGAGGAACGCACUACACCCACGGAUCAAACGAAUACCAGCGCUUUCAGGACCGGUAGUGUCCGGGGCUUACGGCAACAAAACGAUAUUGACGACGAUAUGGAUAUGAAUUGUGAGGAACUCAACUCGUUACUACGACGAGAUGAAUUACACGUGAUAUUCGUGUCUGGGCCGAGGACGGAGAUGUCGAAAGAAAACCGUGUUUGGCGCCAACUCUCUGCGCCAGGCCGGUCACUUCCAGAAUGCGCCAAUAGCGGCGAGCCAUCGCCCAAGAAGUCGUUUGAGUAUCGUCGUGAAGUCGGGGGUGUAGACGAUUUCCGAAUGACUCAAAACGCCAUGGUGGACGUGGAAAUGGGCUCCGAGGUUCGGAUCCUCUCUGUCGGAUCGUUCCGAUCCACAGUCCAUCGCAAAUUUUCCAUUCCGGGCUUGUUCCAAAGCGCUCAGAGAUCACGCCCCACAAAGUCAGAGCCGGACCAAUUCAGGUCUUGGCCACAUCGCUACCUCUACAUGAACUGGAAGAAUAACUUCCUCUCCGGAACUAGCGGAGAUAAGAGCGUCAAUCAAGGCAGUCACCCUAUUGACCUUGACGGACUAGAAGAAACUCCGGUGUGAAGCAUCGUUGGAUAAUUUAACGUUGUACCUACCUCCCCACCCAAUGUGAUCAAUGUUUUCCUCCUCCAGGCUCUCCCCAGAGAAAACCUGGCAAACACAUAUUUGUAUUAAGCGCCCUCCCUUCAUUCAGCUCGCUGCAAAAAAACAUGACAGAUCCAAGGCUUUUCUUCUUGAGUUGUUUUUCAUUGCUUUUCCCAACCGGAUCCUCGAGGGUGACAUCUCCAAGAAAACCAAACAACGUUACGUGUCAAAUACGGAAUGGAGAAACGAACCCAAACCAAAUCAAAGGCGAGAUUUGCUCUGUCAGGAUCGUUUCCAAGUCGGUCUUGUUAUUUGUUGAACAAAAAGAGGAAUUUGAAAUGCUCAAGCUAGAUUUGAUCCGCGCAUCAGAAACCAGCCGUGUCAGCUGCUUCUGUUAUGUCCCUCAAACAAAACAAUUGCGAGACAGACUUGAUAUAUUUUGCAACACAUUCAUUCUGGGCAAAUUAAUGUUGAAUAAGUGCUACUCUGGGUGUUACCAAAACAUGAGCUUAUUUGUGUACCACCCAUGGUUUUCACUUUCCUGGUAACAAAUGCGCAAGUGACAUGGAUAGCCUGAAGUUGAUUGCAGUUUCGUUGGAUAUAAUGGGACCGGUCUUUGGUAAGUUCUGCAAUCCACCUCAAGGACAAAGGAUAAAUGCUCCUAUUGAUCCCGGUUGCUUGUCGUGAAACUUCUUGUAAAAGAGUUUUUCGGUCUACAACCGUUCUCCCAACUCCUAAUUGAAGAAUCCGUAAUUACCAACCUUUCCCAUGCCUUUGAUCUUCCACAGCUGGGAUAAAGUUGCAAUGGAACUGUUAUGUCAAAAGCGCUUGAAACUUCAAAGAGCAGGAAAGUUUUGAUAAUCGAGUUGAAAAUAAUGUAUUUUUCUCCACGAGUUGAUUUUUCAAACCUUUAUCAACUUUGUACCAGUAUUAAGAAAGUUCUGUAUUUUUCAACAAAAAUAUAGUGAUAAAAGUGGCUCUCGCUGGCAUUCCCAUAAACACUGAAGAUAUCCAGUUUAUCUCUUUGUCCUUUUGGUAGCCAUUUCUAAGGUAAAAUGAAUGAAAUGCCCUUAUUCUCCCAAGCGAGCGCAUUCGUGAUUUAACAAGACAAAUUGAAAGCCAAGCAAACUCUUUCUUGGACGUACUUGGAGUGUUUUCCUCUGCUGUCAGUUAAUCCGUAUUGGUAUUUGGUGCCUCCUAGAAAAGCUCUUUCUCAAAAGACCCAUCAACCUGUCUCUAUCCCAAGACCUCAAUUCACAAAAUAGGCAACUGGAAAUUCACUGAUUGCAGGUCGAACAGUGGAUUUAAACUAGCAUUUCAUAUCUGGGUAAAUGUUCAUAUGAAGGUGACUCCUUUGUUCAUGUGAUAUAAAAAAAACUCUCAUACUCUCAAUGUGAAAGAAGGUGAAUAAAGAUCUUGUCAAGUAAAUUGUUAAGCUAUUUCAAUUAUAUAUUAUGGAUAUUCUACAGCGUCUCAUCAUUUAGGUCUCGCAUUGCAAACUGUCUUUGUCAUCAAGGGCAAC